Oryza brachyantha (malo sina) is the source of this 2539-nucleotide messenger RNA. RefSeq names its product probable L-type lectin-domain containing receptor kinase S.5. Lineage: Eukaryota; Viridiplantae; Streptophyta; Magnoliopsida; Poales; Poaceae. Gene Ontology annotation, molecular function: carbohydrate binding; ATP binding; protein kinase activity. The record is from RefSeq and is a predicted model, not a curated record. Gene Ontology annotation, biological process: protein phosphorylation. Gene Ontology annotation, cellular component: plasma membrane. The coding region runs from base 1 to 2253 and encodes 750 amino acids. The transcript has 2 exons.
AUGCAAACCCAUCAAACCCUCCUCCUCUUCGUCGUAUCAAUCACCACCUCCUCCUGUUGCCUCCACCGUGCCGUCGCCCAGACCACCACCUCCACCGCCGUCCGCGGCGACGGCAAGCGCUUCGUCACCUACUCGUUCCCCAGCUUCGCCAACGCGCUGCUCCACCUCCAGGCCAACCUGACGGUGCUCAACAACGCCAGCAUCAGCCAGGGCGCCCUGCAGAUCACGCCGGACAGCAGCAACAGCGCCGACGGCUACCUCGUCAACCAGACCGGCCGCGUCUUCUUCUCCUCCCCCUUCACGCUCUGGUCGCCGUCGUCUCCGGCUGGCGGGAACGGCACCUACGUCGCGUCGUUCAGCAUGGUGUUCAGGGUGAACAUAUUUCGGACGAACAACAGCGUCCCCGGCGAGGGCAUCGCCCUCGUCGUGGCGUCCGUCAUCGACCCGCCGCCUCCGGGCAGCUACGGCGGCUUCCUUGGCCUCACGAACGCGUCCACCGACGGCGACCCCGCGAACCGGUUCGUGGCCUUGGAGCUCGACACGGUGAAGCAGCCGUACGACCUCGACGACAACCACGUCGGCCUCGACGUGAACGGCGUCCGGUCCUUGAGAGCCGUACCGCUCGCGCCGUUCGGCAUCAAGCUCGGCGCCGCCAACGCCAGCAACUUCUUCGUCUGGGUCGACUACGACGGCACGUCUCGCCACCUGUGGAUGUACAUGGCCAGGUCCGAUGACGGCGUGCCCAGCCCCAAGCCGCCGUCGCCGGUGCUCGACGCGCCGCUGGACCUCUCCACCGUCGUCGCCGAGAAGGCCUACUUCGGCUUCUCCGCCUCGACGGGGACACAGUUCCAGCUCAACUGCCUGCAUAUGUGGAACAUGACGGUGGAAGUGCUCGACGACGGCACCAGCUCCGGGGGCCAGCCGCCAUGGAAGCUGGGGCUGAUCAUCGGCGUGCCGUGCGGCGUCUCGGCGCUGGCCGCCGGCAUUCUGCUGGCCUGCCUGUACAUCAAGAAGGGGAGGCGCAGGGUCGGCGACGAUCCGGAGUCGUCGUCGUCGGCGUUCAAGUUCAGAAAGAGCAGCCUCAACCUGAUGAGCCUCGCCGGGACGCCCAAGGAGUUCGACUACACGGAGCUGAGGAAGGGGACGGAGGACUUCGCCGCGAAGAACAAGCUCGGGCAGGGCGGCUACGGCGUGGUGUACAGGGCGACGGUUGCCGGCGACAGCGACGGCGAGAGCGUGGAUGUGGCCGUCAAGCAGUUCUCGGCGGCGAACACCAAGGGCCAGGAGGACUUCCUCGCCGAGCUCAGCAUCAUCAACCGGCUGCGCCACCGCAACCUCGUCCGGCUUCGCGGGUGGUGCCAUCAGGACGGCGUGCUGCUGCUGGUGUACGACUACAUGCCGAACGGCAGCCUGGACAAGCACCUCUUCGGCGGCGGGGCGGCGGCGCCGGUGCUGAGCUGGGAGCAGAGGUACAAAAUCGUCACCGGCGUGGCGGCGGCGCUGAACUACCUCCACCACGAGUACGACCAGCGCGUCAUCCACCGCGACAUCAAGCCGUCGAACAUCAUGCUCGACUCCGCCUUCGGCUCUCGCCUCGGCGACUUCGGCCUCGCCCGCGCGCUCGACUCCGACAAGACCUCCUACACCGAGAUCAUGGGCGUGCCGGGGACGAUGGGGUACAUCGCGCCGGAGUGCUUCCACACCGGCCGCGCCACGCGGGAGUCCGACGUGUUCGGCCUCGGCGCCGUGCUCCUCGAGGUCGCCUGCGGCCGCCGCGUCUCGUUCGGCACCGCCGCCGGCGACGGUGCCAUCGGCGGGUGCAGCGGGCUGCUGGAGUGGGUGUGGAGGCUCCACGGCGCCGGCCGCAUCCUCGACGCCGUCGACCGGAAGCUCGCCGGCGCGUUCGACGAGGACGACGCCGAGCGGCUCCUCCUGCUGGGCCUCGCGUGCGGCCACCCGGACCCCGGGGCGCGGCCCGACGCGAAGGCCGUCGUGCAGGUCCUUGCGCGCGCCGUGGCCGCGCCGGCCGUGCCGCCAUCCAAGCCGGCGUUCAUGUGGCCAGCGCUGUCCGGGACGGACUGCGACGACGGCGGCGAGACGUCGUCGAGGCGCUCGGCCAGGACGGCCAGCACGGAGUUGACCAUCUCGACGUACCAUGCGUCGUCGUACUCCUCCCACGGAUGCACACGUACGCAGGUGACGAGCAAUUGUGACGCCAUGGCUGACGAGACGAAGUACGUGUCCAUCAGUUGAUCUGAGCGUGACGAAGUGAUGGCACGUUUACUAGCCGGACGAUAUGGAGAUCCGGUUGGUUUUGUACGGCGGUGAAAGCGUGGACGGCGGCGGCGGCGGCGGCGGUCGGCUGCCGCUAUUUGUUGGAGACGUGCACGCGCAUAUGUUCCUGUACAGUCUGAGAAAUAAGGUGUUGUCCUCAAAAUUGCUCUAUUUAAUUUGUAGCUAUACAUGCCAUCGUAGAAAGGUUGGUUUCGCUGUAAUGUCAUCGUCCAUAUGAGAUUCGAUAAAAUUCCACUCUCUUUGC